AUGGCCUGGUAAAAUUCCAUACCUUUUACAUAUAUCCAUCAAUUAUUUUUAGAUGAAAAUAGAAAAAGACCAUAAAAUAGUUAAUAUUAAUUGAUCCUCAAAAAUCUUAGAAUUUUUAUCAAAGGAAAAACACAGAGAUAAUUAUACCCAAUAGAUACCAAUUCUUAUGUAAACAUCAAAGAAUAAAAUGUAAUAGUUAUCUAUUAAGAUUAGAUUUAACUAAAGAAAAGAUGGAGACAAUAACUGUAUUAUUCAAAAGAUCAGUUGGAUUCUAUCCCAAAAUAUGUAUUAAAUAAAUAAUUAUAUUUAUACAAUUAAUAGUUUUUCUUUACACAAAUAUUUUUUGAACCUCCUUACAUUUAACAAUUAUUUUUCAGACUAUAUUUGACUAUUACCCAAAAGUUCAAAUAAAAAUACUAUUGUAUAUGUUGUGACUUGAAAUGUAUUUUAAUUGCUCUAAAUAAUUAUAGUCGCCCUACCUCAAUAUUCAGGCUACUAUUGCACGAUUUUUUACAUUCAAAGUGUUGAGAUCUUUGGAUUAAAAAUAAUAAAGUAUAUAUUCAUAAACUUUACGCUCACUUUCUAGAUUUAACCUAUAUAUUAAAUACUCAAUAAAUUAAUAAAUACGAAAAUAAUGAUGAAAGAUUAUUUAAAAGUACAUCCUCUACAUAAUAAAUUAGCAAAUAUUCUUCUAAAAUAAAAAAUUAGACCUUAUCGAGAACAAUUCAGCCAUUUCACCAGUAAUUAAAUUAUGAAUUUUAUAUUAUAUUUUUAAUGUUGA
Molecule: messenger RNA, 781 nt
Organism: Paramecium sonneborni
Lineage: Eukaryota; Ciliophora; Oligohymenophorea; Peniculida; Parameciidae
Source: the annotation of a GenBank genome assembly